AUAUAUAUAUAUACAUAGUUAGAGAGAGAGAGAAAGAAAAAACAAAGCAAAUCAAAAGGAACGUUUUAUAUCGUCGCGUCGGCCGCAUCUGAGAAGGGGCGGAGGGGGGAGGGGGAGGGGGCUUUUAAAUAGCCCCGUUUGAUAUAUGUGCCGAUACGUGAGCACGUCCGUUCGUCGUGCGGUGCUUCUCGCGCAUGGGUGAUAUGUUAUUGGAGAUGGAGCAGCAUUCGGGCCUGAUAUCCCUGAGCAUGUCGCCGUUCCACCUGAGUCCGCAGGGCAGCCCGCAAGCCACCGCAGGGCAGCAGCCCCCGCAACAACAGUCGCAGCCGCAUUACGGCUCGUCGGCUUAUAGCAGUUGCGCGCAGAGCUCGCCAUCGCCCAUGUGCCAUCAGCCGCAAUCCCAAUCGCAGCAGCAGCAGCAGCAGCAGCAGCAGCAACAAAAGUCGGUUCACAAUCAGGCGGGACAGUCGCAGGGUAUGUCCAGUUUCGAGGCCGCCUUCUUCGAUUCCGCCCCUCUCGAGGAUCUUCGGUGUCCCAUGUGCGGCCACAAGAAUAUAUCCAGCUAUCAGCUCGGUCUGCAAGGUCUCCUCACGUGUGAGAACUGUAAGAAUUUCUUCAAGCGCAACGGUUCACCGUGCAGCAACAAAAAGGUCUACACGUGUCUUUUUCCUCAAACGGGGAGUAACGGCGGUGGCGGCGGCGGCGGCGGCGGUGGCAACGGCGGCGGUGGCAACGGCGGCGGUACUGCCGGAGGUGGUGGUCCAGGCGCGGCUAACGCCACGGUCAGCGGCGGAGGACCGGCCACCGCCACGGGAAGUGGCAACGUCGCCGCCGGUGCGGUCCCGACCGGCGGCGGUACCAUGUGCCACCCUGGACUGGUCGGCCAGGUCGGCAUCGUCACCGGCUCGAUACCCUGCCCGUCCGAUUUCCCGGAUACCAAGGAUAUCAUCAUCGAGGAGCUGUGCCCCGUCUGCGGCGACAAGGUGUCCGGUUAUCACUACGGUUUACUCACCUGUGAGUCCUGUAAAGGAUUCUUCAAGCGCACCGUCCAGAAUAAGAAGGUCUACACGUGCGUCGCUGAGAGGUCCUGUCAUAUCGACAAGACGCAGCGGAAACGGUGUCCCUACUGCCGCUUUCAGAAGUGCCUCGAGGUCGGCAUGAAGCUCGAAGCUGUGCGGGCGGACAGAAUGCGAGGCGGUAGAAACAAAUUCGGGCCCAUGUACAAGAGGGAUAGAGCGCGGAAGCUGCAGCUUAUACGUCAACGGCAACUGGCGAUCCAGACGAUACGCGGCAGCCUCGGUGACCCGAACAGCUACUCGACCGCGGUCGCGCCCUUGAUGCACAUCAAGCAGGAGAUUCAAAUACCUCAAGUCUCGAGUCUGACCUCGUCACCGGACUCGAGCCCGUCCCCCGCGACCGUGGCCGCGGGCCUGGUCACGACGCAAGCCGGCGGCAGUGGCAGCGGGGCUGGCCAGCACCAGCUGAUCGCGCCGUCCAGCCAACCCAACAUCGGUACCAGUGGUGCUGGUGGCGGCGGCGGCGGCGGCGGCGGCGGCGGCGGCGGUGGUGGUGGUGGUGGUGGUGGUGGAGGCGGAGGCGGGGGUGGCGGCAAUCACUUGCACAAUCUUAACCCUGGUCUGGACAGCAGACUCUGGGCCGCCAACUCAACUACCCCUGGCACGAAGGUCUUCAACUUCGGCGAGCAAUCCGUGCAGCCACACGGCGGCGGGAUGCCGAGCUACGCGUCCAAUCCCGUUGUCGCUCUUAAGACACUUAGUCCGAUGAUAAGGGAGUUCCUGUCGUCGAUCGACGACCGCGAGUGGCAAACGUCUCUCUUCGGACUCUUGCAAAGCCAAACGUAUAAUCAGUGUGAAGUGGACUUGUUUGAAUUAAUGUGCAAAGUGCUCGAUCAAAAUUUGUUUUCGCAGGUAGACUGGGCUAGAAAUUCGACGUUCUUCAAAGAUCUCAAGGUUGACGAUCAAAUGAAGUUGCUACAACAUUCUUGGUCGGAUAUGUUGGUGUUAGAUCACCUUCAUCACAGGUUACACAAUAAUCUACCCGACGAGACGACACUUCACAAUGGCCAAAAGUUUGAUCUUCUCUGUCUCGGCCUACUCGGAGUUCCUUCCUUGGCCGAAACCUUCAGGGAACUAUCCAAGACACUUCAAGAACUAAAAUUCGACGUUCCCGAAUAUAUAUGCAUGAAAUUCCUAAUGCUGCUGAAUCACGAUGUCCGUGGACUAGUGAAUAAGAAACAUGUGCAAGAAGGUCACGAGCAGGUUCAACAGGCGCUUAUGGAAUACACGCUAAGCCAUCACCCAUCUGUACUGGAUAAAUUUAAUAAGCUGUUAGCAGUAUUACCGGACAUUCACGAAGUAGCAACCAAGGGAGAAGAGCAUCUUUAUCAGAAACAUUGUAAUGGAGGCGCACCAACGCAAACGCUUCUCAUGGAGAUGCUUCACGCCAAGAGGAAAUGAAACGAUCAGUUUUACUUGGUAAUCUUUGCCAUCGAAUAAAAAAAAGCCCGUUAAUAUAUUCAUACAUAAUACAUCAUAUGUAUACAUAUGUAUGUAUAUAUAUAUGUGCGUGUAUGUAUGUAUAUGUGUAUCUCGAAAGUCCUGUUAAUGCCCCUAAUCGUGAGACAGAGUGGACCUCAAAGUACCUAUUAAGAGCUAAAUGCUGCUAAGGUAUCGGACCAAGUAAAGGGGCCCUGGUUCAUGAAAUACCUGUGCAUACAAAUCAAGUAUAGAUGUACAUUAUUUUACACACACAUACACACACACACAUAUACACACACACACACAUACAUAGAAUAUAUGUAUUAUAAAAUGUAUCUAAAUAUAUAAACACAAUGACAUAUAUUUUCUAUAUUUGAUGUUGAAGUUUUAGAGAUGUAUCCGUGGGGAAAAUUACCCCUAAUUAAUGGGUAUAAGCGCAGGGAAACAGUAAGCAAGAUGCCUUGAAAACAGUACAAAGGGUGGUUAACAAAAAAUAUUGGUCGAAGGGCAGGCAACUUUUGUCUAAAUAAGUAAAGCUAUUUUUCUAAUACUUAGAGGCGAAUUUAUUUUUAAGCAUACCACACUGAAGCCUUGCUCUCACUCAAAUGAAAUAUAUCGUACUGCUAAAAGAGAAUCAAAUUCUCUCUCCAGAUCAAUCGUGCUUCUGCAAGGGAUUCAAUGGGCAUACUUGAAUGACAAUGAACUUGCAUGUGAUAUACAUAUAUGUUUGUCGCACGGCCACCUGGGCAUCCUUAGAAUUUCCUAUAAAGAAAAAAAUAUGCAUUUUUGUCACACUUGCACUCAGCGGGGCUACUAUAUUGUAAAUACUAGUUAACAUUCCAAUUAUGUUGUAAAGUACAGAUCAUGUUAAAUAUGUAAUUACAAUAUUUUGUGUAUAGUUGAAUAAUGAAAUGAAUAAAUAUAUUUCUGUUGCUUACUUGAGGAAAAUCAUUAGCUACUUAAUAUCUUCACUAAUUUUAGGAUCUUAUUCAUGUAUUUUUCUUUAUUACUUCUCAAAUAGGUGGCGGAAAGGAAUAACUACAAAUUGCGAUAUUUUACUAUUGUAUGUUGUAUCAUAAUAAAGAUUCUGUUUAAGAAAUAAAAGAAUCAUUGGAGCAAGGUUUAUGUGGUCCUAUAUUGUCUAGCGAUUAAUUCUAAAUGCAUAAGAUAAUAUUAAACGUAUCGCAGU
Molecule: messenger RNA, 3687 nt
Organism: Trachymyrmex septentrionalis
Lineage: Eukaryota; Metazoa; Arthropoda; Insecta; Hymenoptera; Formicidae
Gene: ftz-f1
Product: nuclear hormone receptor FTZ-F1-like
Exons: 6
Coding region: 195-2477 (760 amino acids)
Biological process (GO): tissue development; regulation of transcription by RNA polymerase II; hormone-mediated signaling pathway
Cellular component (GO): RNA polymerase II transcription regulator complex
Molecular function (GO): zinc ion binding; RNA polymerase II cis-regulatory region sequence-specific DNA binding; nuclear receptor activity
Source: RefSeq, a predicted model, not a curated record